Cyanidioschyzon merolae strain 10D is the source of this 597-nucleotide messenger RNA. RefSeq lists its product as hypothetical. NCBI's taxonomy places the organism in Eukaryota, Rhodophyta, Bangiophyceae, Cyanidiales, Cyanidiaceae. The record is from RefSeq and is a predicted model, not a curated record. Bases 1 to 597 code for a protein of 198 amino acids. The transcript has a single exon.
AUGUCUUUGGACUGGCCGCCUGAUAUCCAGUUGUACCGCCACUUAGCCGCUCAGUCUGGUGUUCUUCUAGGGGACUACAUCUUGCUGCGGUUGCAAAUUCAGGAAAGCAGCGGCUUUCUGGGUCGUGAUCCGCACGCCGAACAAACUGUUGAAGAGGCGGUGCAUCUGUGGGAGCGCUUGGAGAAAUCCGUCGUGCUCUUGGGCCAGAUAGUCGACAACGUUCAUGGGGAAAGCACUCUGAAAGAGUCCCUGGUAUUGGAUCUUCGCAGCAAACACAGUAUUCUUGUCAACCUGAACCGUCUCUGGGACGAUCCGCACCCUCAAGAGUGUGCACGGGUUCUACUGGAAGCGUGGAGCGGCUCCCUGUGGCUCGAUCCCGUCGCGAGCAUUCUCUCUUCGUAUCGUAGUUUGGUUGAGUCUGCCGACCGCGUAUCUACGCCGCAGCGUUCAAAACGCCUAACCGCACCAACAACACCUUCUGCGAGAGCAUCGGCAUCCGACCUGAAUGAUUCGUCGAAACAGGCACCGCUGUGGAGUUACCUCCUGGACGACCAUGGAACACGUCGUCGAUCUGGCUCUCGAGCGCACCGGCCUUAA